Molecule: messenger RNA, 10459 nt
Organism: Lethenteron reissneri (Far Eastern brook lamprey)
Lineage: Eukaryota; Metazoa; Chordata; Hyperoartia; Petromyzontiformes; Petromyzontidae
Product: delta-type opioid receptor-like
Biological process (GO): G protein-coupled opioid receptor signaling pathway; neuropeptide signaling pathway; sensory perception of pain
Cellular component (GO): neuron projection; plasma membrane
Molecular function (GO): G-protein beta-subunit binding; beta-endorphin receptor activity; neuropeptide binding
Source: RefSeq, a predicted model, not a curated record
CUGGCGCGCGCCAUAUCCCUGCACUGCGAGCGAGCGAGGGAGCUGGCUGGCUGCAGAAACAUCCUCGCGAUCCUUCCUCCCGCAGACCUCGAGCAGAUAAAGACAAGGGCCGGACACAGCGGACGCAAGCUCCUCUUGCAAUCAAACCGACCGCGAUGGGCGUGGCGACAUCACAGAAUUCCGCGCCGGAGUCGCCCGAUGACAGUGGCAUGGAGGGUAGUUGGCAAAACUGGGACAUCCCUUGCCCCAGCCCGAUGGAGCUGUGGCCCAACGGGAGCGAUAUGCCCUGGGGUGCUUUCAACGGAACGAACAUCACGUGUAACGGCACGGAGGGCUACUCCACGUCGCCCAUCGUGGUGAGCAUCAUCACGGCGCUCUACGCCGUCGUGUGCGUCGUGGGCCUCAUCGGAAACAUCCUGGUCAUGUACGUCAUAUUGCGCUACACGAAGAUGAAGACGGCCACAAACAUCUACAUUUUUAACCUGGCGCUGGCCGACGCUCUGGCGACGAGCACGCUGCCGUUCCAGAGCGCCGACUACAUGCUGGGCAGGUGGCCAUUCGGGCCCGUCCUCUGCAAGGUGGUGAUGUCCAUCGACUACUACAACAUGUUCACCAGCAUCUUCACGCUCACCAUGAUGAGCGUCGACCGCUACAUCGCUGUGUGCCACCCGGUCAAGGCCCUCGACUUCCGCACGCCCACCAAGGCCAAGUUGAUCAACGUCGCCAUCUGGCUGCUCUCCUCCAUCAUCGGCGUUCCCAUCAUGAUUAUGGGCACCAUCAAGCCUGACCAAUUUGGCUACAUGGAGUGCCUGGUGGUGUUCCCGCCGCCGUCCUGGUUCUGGGAAACCCUGCUGAAGAUCUGCGUGUUCAUCUUCGCCUUCAUCAUGCCCGUCGUGAUCAUCACCAUCUGCUACGGCCUCAUGAUUCUGCGCUUGCGUACCGUGCGCCUCUUCUCGGGCUCCAAGGAGAAGGACCGCAACCUCCGGCGCAUCACGCGCAUGGUCCUGGUGGUGGUGGCGGUCUUCAUCGUGUGCUGGACGCCCAUCCACCUGUUCGUCAUCGCCAAGGCGCUCAUGACCAUCCAGGAGACACCGUUCGUGGCGGCCGCGUGGUACUCGUGCGUGGCGCUCGGCUACACCAACAGCUGCCUCAACCCCGUGCUCUACGCCUUCCUGGACGAGAACUUCAAGCGCUGCUUCAAGGAGUUCUGCUUCCCAGCCGGCGGCGGCGGCGGGGGCAGCGGCGGUGGCAGCGGCGGGCGCCGCGACCGCGCCACGUCGUCCUCGUACCACCGCGCGGCGCGCGCCGGCGGCCACAACAACAACCACGCCGGGGGGGGCAGCGGUGGCAGCAGCGGCGGCGGCGUCGGAUUCUGCGGAGCGGUCACCCAGGCGGGGCUGCUCUCGCCGACGCUCUUCGCCGAGCAGACCACCGCCGUCACCGGCAUGGAGCGCACGUCGUCGCACCCGCCCGCAUGACUAGACGUGGAGCUGUCGCCGUUGUCCUCGCCGCCGCCGGGGAUGAGGGACGACGCCACGUCCUAGCUGAGGCUCACCACGGGGCUCGGACGAAGGCUGCCUCCUUCUCUCUAAACCGCUGAGAUCACCACGACCACCCCCGCCGUGGCUAUUUGCUAUUUUCCCCCAACGCGCGCCCCCCCACUCCCCUACAUUUUCACGUCCCACACCCACCAUAGCCCGUGGUGGUGGCGGUGGUGGUUGAAGUGCGGCGUGAUCUCGCCUGACCUUGAGGAAGGGAAGCUUCGAGUGAAGGCGGCUGCAAGAAGGUUUUGUGUGCAAAGAGGGUAUCAGCGUCGCUCGCGAAAGAUGGGUCCUUACGAGGGUGCAGACGGUGGGCGCUGCUUUUGAGGUUUACAGCGCGGCUCUGCCGGUGGAGUGCUACUGGAGAGAGCGCGAGACCGCCAGAGCCCCCCCCCCCCCCCCCCCCCCAUUGUGCUUGUGAUUUUAUGCAAAAGAAACUUAAGCAAAUUUCACACGCACACAUCAAGAGAACUUGUGCAAGGCAAGAGAUACAAAGACGGGUGCACUCCAUUUAGGUUGUGUUUAUCCACGAGGGAAUGUAUUUGAAUUUGACGUCUAAUUUCAUUGUAGAUGAUGGUAGGAAUCAGACGUGUUCAUUGGACAGAUGCUUGUUUUAAAUGAAGGUUUCCAUCUUGCGCUUGCAACAAAAUACAACUGGAAUAUUGUAGAUAUUAACAUUUUAACCUAACGUUAUUUACUGUAAAUAUAUUUAAAACAAUUGUCCCAGGAGGCUUCGUGAAAUGGUUACACGAUUGUUAAUACUGAUCGAUUCUGCAGGCUAUGGCAUGCAGGAAUUUAUUUCUGUUAAGAGUCAGUUUUAACAACAAGCUGUGUGCUCACAUUCUGAUAAUCGGAUCGCAUCUGUAUCAUAAUACUUUGCACUUUCCAUGCUGACAGAACUGUCAGUUUUAGUUGCUGAGUGGACCAGGAUAAAAGAUGAAAGAAAUCAAAAUAUUCUCUAUUUGCAAAAAUUGUUUGAAUUUGCAUCGUGUUUAUACAAGGCCGAGCAAAUGAUUGCUGUCACCAAGCUGAAAAAACUGUAUAUACCUGUUACGAUCAGAUAGUUUCGUGAACAUAUAAAAUAUUCACAUUGAAAAAAUAUAUUUAAAGCAGUUAUAUUUUGCAAGUGUGUACCAGUGGCAGAAAUACCAAGUUGUUUAUUUUGUAAUAUUUAUGUACAUUUAUGACAAAGUUAGUGGAUAGAUAGAUAAAUAAAAAAAACAACAACAACAACAAACAUACCAGCAGUUUUUUUUUAAUAAGACUUAGUGCUGGGUUCCCAAAAAAAAAGAAACACAUGGUGCAAUAACAUUUAUUUUCAACUGUGGGAUAGCGACGUGAAAUAUUUUCCUCGUCGUCUUUCCGAUGACGAGCUCGUAUUCGACACUUGGUUUUGAAAGCGUGUCUCCAAUCACAUUGCGCAGGCGGAGAUGAGACGGACGCACGUGGAGGGACGACAACGCCGCUCCCACGUCGCUCGCCCUUAAACCGCACACUCGCAAAGUGUCAACGGGGCAAAACGUGUUUUUUUUAAACGACAUUUUAAAGUAGCCGCGAUACAAGUGCUGUUGCAGAACAGAGGCUCGAUCGGAGAAAGGUGAAGAGGGGGGGGGACGCUUGAGCCCUCGAAAAAAAACUUAGCGCGCAGAAGCAGCAGCAGCAGCAAAAGAAAACCCCAACUCGUCGCAACGUCGACGCCGCUCAUGUACAUCACGUGUUUUAUCUUUCUGUGGAGAACGGCAACCCCCCCCCCGCCCCUACAAGUUGGAAGUGUGAAGAGCUACCACCACAUUCAUUUCCAAGUUUGUACAGCUUUAGUCUGGGGGUUCUUUGCCCCCCCACCCCCAUCCCCCUGCCCUUAGGGCACAAGCCUAGUUUUUGUUGCCCUUCUCCAGCACCUCCGAUUAGCCACGGUUGGCUACGUACGGUGCGAAAGAAGUUCAACACACACACACGCGGAACAUACAAUCCGAAACGUUGGGGAGCGUUUUCCACCCGGCGAAUCGCAAGGCACACACACAGACACCCGGUAGACGACGCAACGCACACACACACACACCAGACGGACGACGCAACGCACACACACACUUGGCGGACGACGCAACGUACACACACACCCGGCAGACGACGCAACACACACACACACCUUUCGGACGACGCGCUGUCUGUGAGCGUACCGCGUCGCUGCCAACUCACUGCCCGCCUGUGCGCGCACGUCAUUCGCGGCUCCUGCCAAUAAAUGAUAUUGACCAACAAAAAAUGUCACAACAAGAAAGAAACCUCAACACAGACCAAUGCUUCGGUGAAGUCGGAAUCGCCUCCGCAGUUCGCUGGCUGUGGCGGAGAGCGCCCGUGCAGCAGCCCUGCUUGCGACUCACUCGCGCAACACUUGAUGAGACUUGAGGUUUCUGAGCGAUCUGGGGUUUUUGUUGCGGAUUAAGUGGCUCGCUGCAAGAUUCUCUCUCCCUUCCCUCUCUCCCUCUCUCUGGGAGAGCUUUCGACGGGGAGGGUCGGGGUCAGGCCCCCAUCGGAGGGAGGUCACGAUAUGGGACGGGGGGAUGGCUCUGCAAAAAAACGCAGGCUGUGUAUGUGUUCGUUGUUGAAAAACUAACAUAUAUAUACGUACGUACGCAUAUAUAACAUACAUUUUAAUAUAUUAGUAUGGAAACGUGUGUACAGUUGUUGUAGUGGAUGUGUUGCUCUUUCAAGGUGGAUAAUUACUGUGUCAUACUGGACUGCAGUCAUCUUAAAACCAUGCUCGCGUGUGCUAAGGUGUGAACGUGCCCACGGGCAGUGAUUCCCGGUGACAAGAACAACAUCGACAAAGUACCGAAUUAUAAUAACCCAUUAAAGAUAUUAGAGAGGAUACCUUAAUACUGGUACAUUCCUGUGAACAUCCCAAUCUCAAUAUCAACAUAUUCUUGAGAUAAAAAACAUUAACAAAGCACUCAAUUAAAUGAUGAAUACUGACACGCGAAACGCCCUUUUUUAAACCUUCAUUUGAGUUACAUUAUUUCUCAAACAUCAGAAUUUAAGAUAUCCGUGUGAUACGUCCAACAUUGCACAGGUUUCAUAUGUGGUAUCAAUAUAUUACAAGUGCGAAUGUAUUUAAAAAAAAAAUCUGAAAGCAAGUAGUCCGAACGUUUAUUCCUAAACACUGGAUGUGUCCACUGCUUAUGACGAUUUAAGUGCUGUAGUCUUUUACCAGCUUUUGUGAGUUUUGGUGUAAUUUUUGCGAAUGCCACAGACGAGCCGUGCUUUAAUAAGUGACACUGCACGUUUAAAGCCACACUCUGCUCAGUGGUUUCAAAUAUCCUCGUUUUAGCAGCUGUCAAUAGCUCGGUAACAGUGGUGCAGGAAUACUUCGCCUACCCAUGCACUCACGUCAAGGUGUCACGUUAUAAUCCAAAAUGCCACGCAUCUGACGGGCAUGUUCUAUUCCCGCUAGCGAUUCGAUUAAAAUGUCACAAAUUGAGAUGAUUCGAUUCAGCAAUCCAUUUUUUCCCGUCUAGUUUAUACCACCUCGUUUGUUUUGUUUCAUGUUUUUUGUUGUGUCGUUGGCCCAGUUUUGUUGUCAACAUCAGCCUAAAUGUCACACUGUGAUCUAAUUAGAUAUAAUACUAUCGAUCACGAUGCAUUUGACUCAUGCCUCGUGAGCUUAAAUGUGCAUUUCAAUGGACGAAUCAACGCUUCAUUUCUCGCCAAGUCGAGAAAAGUCCAUCCGUACGACGAGGGGUGAUGAAAAAGUCUGUGGCCUGACAUAAAAGUUCGUAUAGGAGUGUUCGUACAAGAGUGUGAACACGUUCCCGAAUGCCGUAGCAGUAGACUACCGAUGUCGAUUAAACAGACGGUUGGACCAUUGGAACCUCCUUUGCCAGUAGCAAAAUAUGAUAAUUGUUUUUUUACCCUUUUAUCUGGCAACAAAACUGCAUUCCGACUGCAGGUAUUGUGGUCAAUGCAAACAUGACUCCUUGUAAAAAAGGUGUCAGUUUUGUUGCCAGAUAGAAGGGUAAAAAACAAUUAUCAGACGUUUGGAAUCACGUUUAUUAUUGCGAUGUUAAGUUCAUGAAAAAUUAAGGCGUGAAAAGUAAAUCGAAAUAAAUACGGAGAAAAUUUAGUAGAGCGGGCAAACAACAUGUAUUGUAUUCACAGGAGCUGGCUCUGGUUGAUUUUCACCGGUCUGAACCGCUAGAGAAUCACUAAAAAGAUUAUAUAUUACGUAGUGAUAGUGAUGGGGUGCUUUGAGGUGCCAGGCAAAGUGAUCUUCCGGUUGUAACUUUGAUUGGAGCGAGUGUACUGCACUUCUCUGCGGACUACGUAGAAAAAUAACAGCCUCAUCAAGGUCACCCAUUACGUGAUAUGUCAGGCAGUGGACUUUUCGGUCACCCCUUUGUAAGUUAACGUGAAUCCGAACCCGCUCGAGACGUGAUCAAUGUUCACAUUUAUCGUGAUGGUGUCCUUGUUAGAAUGCUUGGCACACACACACCUUGGCUAUUGGAAGUAUGGCAAGCAGAAAUGAUUUGAUUGAUUCUAGAUUUGAAGCUUUCGUGACUGCAAGGAUUCAUAUUCUUUGUUUUUUUUCGGGAAAGUCACGUAGGUACCACAACCACAACCAUGAUGUGGUUGUCCCCACCUGAUGACGGACGCUUGUGUUGCGCCCGAAACGUCGUGAUUUAUUUUAGUUGUUUUCAUUUAUUUUAUUAGAUUUUUUACCUACGUAACUUUACCGAAAAAAAACAAAGAAAAUUAUUUGAUUGCUAUGAUUUAUGGUGGUAAUUUAUUAUUGUGUCGGUUUAUACUGUCUCGUUGUGUUCUUUUUUUGUUUAGUUCACUCCGUUAGCCUGAAUAUAACAUCACCACACAAUUUAUAUUUAAAAUGCACGCAUGCCAAUCAAUCUUUUCUCAUACGCACGAUUCGUGACAUGUAUCGUGAGUGCAAGAAUCUAUGGAGCGUUGCGUCGUUGGAUGCGCAAUAACAGUAGCACAGCUCAGAGGUGAACAUGUUGAAAUCGCAAUUCAAGGGCUGCCUUGGCAGUGACAUAAAAGCGCACACUGGAAAUACUUUACCACGAUCGUGAAGUGCUCAAGUACUUUAAGUCUGAAAAAAAAUGUACCUCGAUAUGGAUGUCUCAAUACGAGUGAAGUUUCUUGCUUUUAGAAUUCAGCUGCGACCAUUCAAUUGGAAAAGUGGUCAGUCUCGCUUCGCUUGGGCGUCCAGAAUCACACACGCACGCGCGCGCGCCUCUUUUUCACCACUUCAUCUGAGCUGCGCCAGUAUCGGGGCCCUCGUGGUACGCACGGGUGAUGUUCCACUGGCUAUUUGCUGAGCCGAGCCACAACCAAACUAGAUUUGAAGUUUUCGUGACUGCAGGGAUCCAUACUCUUUGGUUCUUUCGGUAAAGUCACGUGUCUUUACCGAAAGAACCAAUGAGUAUGCAUAACCAAACUGUGAAACCCUGGCCUCGCAACACGUCCAAACCUGACUUGAGGUCAACUAGAGACAGGGGCGAUUUUAAUGAUGUUCGUGACAUCGGUGGCAGGGGUCGGGUUCUGCAGUAGAAAAAUACAACUAAUUGAUGCCACCUAUGGGCUGGCUUGGCACGGGCCCUGCCAUGGCUCGGUUGUGCAGUGGAAAAGAGCCGACAGUCGUUCGCAUUUGUGUGUGGUGAUGUGGACUUUAAACUUAAACCCUGCAACUGUCGUUCGCAGCAUAGCGCUUUCAGUAGCAUAAACGCCGUCUGCAGUGUCGAGUCUAAGCGCCAGGCAUCUUGGCUCGUGUUUGAUGCCAUUAAAAAAUCGUCACGGCCGCGCAAACCAUUUAUGCAUCCCGCAAACAAAUUAAACUACCUUUUCAAAAUGCUGUACUUUUGACUGUGAACUUUGGGUUUGUACAUUAAAUUUGAACUGCAAAAAAAUAUUUAACAAAAAAUCUGAAAUAUGAUUAAUAUACAUUAUGUACAGCUGCGAGUAGUCAGUAUGUUUUGAGAAUAAAACAUUUGCGGUAAGUUUCACCAGUAUAUCGUUGAGAUGCUUUAAACCACAUUUUUGUGUACGUACAUAAUAUGACACAACAUUGUUAUAUAUUAUUGGUGGCUAUUGAAAUUAAAAGGAGUCAGUGCAUACGUAUACUGUAGUGCAUAUUGAGUUUUCAAAGCCUUUGGACGACUAAUGUGAUACGGUACAGACAAGCGCGUGCGUUUGCAGCAGAUGCACGCACACAAUCAGCGUCCAUCUCACAACUGUGGUCAUUAUAUUUUCUGCAAAGGAUCCUUAGUUUGCGAAUAGAUUUAGAAAAAAAUAUAUACGACAGCUUGAAACAUCUUCGUCAUUUAUGGACUUAUACAGGCACGUUGUUGUGUUCAGUGUUUUGAGCUUUCGGUGUUUAAACAAAAAAAAGUAUUCGCAGUUUUGAUAUUAUUAGUAUUCAUGACCGUGGGAUGUGUGGUAGACUGCAAAAUGUGUUCUCGAUGGCUCAGUUACAGGGGCGGCCAAACCCGUGGCUUUCGCGAGCCGCAUCCGACACCCUGCCAAAGAAUGAUUGAGCCACGCGCAGCUUGUCUGCAACUUUUCGACAUGCAGUUAUCCAGUGAGCGAACGUGGGGGGUGGGGGUGGCCCGAGACACUAUGGAAACAGACACGAGUACUUAACGCAAAUGUCUAAAUUAAAACAAACUCCAAGGCCAAACGGCGCGAGCGAACGAGCGAAUCUUCCGACCGCAACCGCUCCACCAAUCCCACCCCCCGGGUGUUACCGUCUUGUGGCGUCUGGGGCGAAUGGGACGAUUGCGGUACGCGGUCUGCAAAGGUCAGAACAUUUGGCCACCCCUGGCUCUGUCAUUUGGUUGCACCGAAACUGUGUCCGCAAGUGGUCAAAAAACAGCUGCUGCGUUAUCGCCGCUUCGAAAUCCAUCGACGCCUGUGUAAAUGUACGCGAGUUUGCUUGGGGAAUCGGAUGAAUGUCAUGGAACGUAUUUUUAAUCCUGCAUUUGUACUGCUGCUACUCUGACACACGUCACGUGAUCCCGCACGCCGUUGCCUCGGGGGUCGCCACACGGUGGAACUUGUGGCAGUGAAGGGAACGAGUUGUGGUUUUGCUGCAGUGUAACAAAAACAAGUGUGUACGUGUGUGCUUUUGUUUAAAGAACAGCAAAUAUCACAGAUAACACAGUGCAGCGGAACUACAUGGCUGGCGAGAAUGUAACAAACAACAACUCACGUAAGAAAUAGCCGUUUGCACAAUUAAUGUCCCCGCAGUGCAGAGAACAUAAAUAUUGUUGAAGACGCUGACAGAUGUAUGGCGUUGAUCGUGUUGUGAAGAUUUAACAGACACACACAUUGCUCGUCUAAUCUCCGACAGUGGUGUUCCAAUAUUUGAAGACUCUAUGUCAAAUGUAAGAAGUGCAAUUGUUUGCAGCAGGAACCUCAUAAGGCAAAAAGCAUGUCCAGGUGCUGGCAUGCCCGCAAGGUGCUGAAUCUAAACCAACAUUUAGCCUGACAAGUUUAAGUGGGGCGAGAAAGAAGCAAAUCGGUGUGUGCGCUCGUUGAGGGAGUACAAUGGAGCACACACACACGAACGAUGGGAUACUACGAGGCCUCGGAGUUGCUCAUGCUCAUAUUGGUUCUCGUCUGAACUGCUCUCCGAUGCUUUUGUCAGGAGCAGCGGAACGUGGCGAUGGACGCACGCGAAUUGAUUCUGCCACCAGGUGUAACCAAAUGCCCAGCGGGGUUGUCCAAAACCAACUUUUUGGAUGAAUUUGAAUAAAAUUUCACCUGGCGAGGGGGAACUUCUCAUUCAGUUUACAUUUACAAUGGUUUACAUGCAAGGGCCGGUGGAAACGGAAUGUAAUUUGUGAUUGGAGAGGUGGAAACUACUGUCGGGUCCUUUUUUGUGUGAAAACUCCUCACAUUUGGAUGGCAAGUGCAGUUCAGUUAGCCGUGGGUGCAGAGGUUUUGUUGUGGUACAAAAGCUUUGCAGAUAACUUUGGCGCUUCACGUGCAGUGUUACUGUGGGUAGGAAGAUAUGGCCAUUCGAUUGCUGCAGUGUAAGAAGCCAGCGCCAUCAAAACCAUUUUGCCUUUUCGUUACCGUGGCACAACUUUGCUUUGCGCUUAUAGAUCCACCUCUUUGAAGCCCCGCUCACGUUAACGUUAAUGGGUCACUUGGCUCCAAGUGUAAGGCAAAACAUUUUGAAAAUGGAAAAAAUAAAACAAUUAUUAUUUGCACCCAACGUUUUCAAUAUCAGUUGUUUAGCAAAAAUACAAGGACGUUUGUUAGCAACAAUCUUUGUUUCAGUGUAUCUGUGUGUGUGUUGGCAGUCAAACUAAUAAUGGCCACAAUUCUGAUAUGAAUAAAUCCUGACACAAAAUACGGAUAUUACUAUGAAUUCAAGGUAAUUUUUCUUUCAAGCAGUGUACAUUUACAAUGAUUUGUAAUUGCUGAAUAAAACCAGUUGGAUAAAAUGUCAAGAUCUUUCCUCUACCACUGACAGUUAAAUAGUAAUGUUUUCCUAUAUUAUUAAUACGAGCAUAAUCUGAAUCUAGUUCGUUGUCUAAUACUACCUUGUAUUUUUGCUUUCUAAAACUACAGUUAUGUUCUAAAAUGAACAUUCAAUACAACUCUUAAAAAUGCCUCAUUGGACAUAGCUAUCCACAAUUUAAACAGCUUUGAAAAUAGCUACACUUGGAAUGCUUGGAGUGCGCAUUAUAGUCUGGUCAUUUGAGUUAAUUAGUGACUAUGCAGUACUUGCAUUGUAGCUAGGUCUGUGUAGUUUGCUGUAAAGUGGCGUGACCGUGUCUCUCUAUUGUACUAUUAUACUGUAUUGAAGCCUUCAAACGCUACGCGUGACAUACAUAUGUGCCUACUGUGUUUCAACUCAUCAUGCACUCGGGUUCGUCUUUGAAUAAAUGUUUCAAUGGGAA